UCUUUUUUGACUCCUAUUGGUUAUGAAAUAGGAUCCAUUUGCAUUUGUGAAUUGCCUUCAUCUGGUUAUAUCAAUGCCCUCAUAUGAGUUUGGUGUAAAAUAUGUUCCGGAAAAGAUGGAGAAUUCUCAUGUGUCACAUGGCAAUGGUAAUCUGGCUGAUCCGGGAUUACAGAUUAAAAAGCAUUCUUUAUAUCAAUCUGGUGGCAAGUAUUUGUUACCUUGGUUUGAUAUAAGAGUGUUCUAUGUCAGAAUAAGUAAUUUCAAGGUGGAUGAGUCGACCCCUGAAUCUCUUACUCUCAAUCACAUCCCCCUUGGUCCGGACACCCUCCUUGAAGUGAAUGGUGUAAGAUGUUCGAUUGACUCAGAAGGAGUUUCAUGUUUACUUCGAAGGGAUCGGGUCGAUAAGACAUUCGAAGAGGUUACAUUUGUGAGCACAGAUGGUAUAAGGCUAACAGGGAGUGUAAAGUUUGAAGUUUUCAAUAGAGAGGAUCUUGUGCUCUUUGGAGUUCUAGAAAUGCCUAAUACUAAUGGUUUUCUUGGGGAUUCAAACAACACGGCGCAUAAGUGGAGCAUGGAUUGUGAAUCAGUAAUGAGUCCUGGCACGGGAUUUCUGAAGGGUAAACAGAUUAAAAGUGCUGAAUUAUUCUCACCUACUAUAGAAGUUUAUGUUGCGGGAAGCUUUUUGCGAACACCGGUCAUAUUAACCAAGACUCUGCAGCUUAAACAUCGGAAAAAGCAUAGAAAGGGAACAUUGGGUUCGAUUCCUGAGAAUGAAACCACCGAAUCCAAUCAAGAUGUUGCAUCUGGACUUGAUUUACAGGUUGCAGAAUACAGAAAUUAUAAACCAGAAAAUGAUGAAGUCUAUGAUAACUCCUACUGGAGGAGGACAGAAUAUGUUGAAGGUGAAGAUGGGGAACUUACCUGGUUCAAUGCAGGCGUUAGGGUUGGUGUUGGAAUAGGCCUUGGCAUUUGCCUUGGAGUUGGAAUUGGAGCUGGUUUGCUGGUUCGUACUUAUCAGACUGCCUCCCGAAACUUUAAAAGGCGGCUUUGGUAGUUUUUUACCAUGUUAUCUUGCUUCAUCAUGAGCCAAAAUCUAAUGUACAUUUGGAUUUAUGUUUUGAGUGCAAAUUACUUGGCAGAAGCCCUUUUUUUUUUGGUGGUGUGUGUGGGAGUGGGCAAGGGGAAAAGAAAAAAAUUCUCGUCGUGAAUAAUCUGGGGUUUUUGAUCUUUUUUUCUUUCUUCUUGUAUAGUUUUUGAGGGAAUUUUACUCCUAAACGUUGAAAAGGGGUGGAGUAAGACGAGUUGUAUAAUUUGCAAAAACCCAGUACUAAAUGUAGCAAAGUUUGUUUUGAAUUGUAUAUACAGCAGGUUUGGUUAA
This is a messenger RNA of Olea europaea var. sylvestris, 1378 nucleotides long. RefSeq lists its product as uncharacterized. The transcript is spliced from 2 exons. The coding region runs from base 74 to 1054 and encodes 326 amino acids. NCBI's taxonomy places the organism in Eukaryota, Viridiplantae, Streptophyta, Magnoliopsida, Lamiales, Oleaceae. Gene Ontology annotation, molecular function: phosphoglycerate dehydrogenase activity. The record is from RefSeq and is a predicted model, not a curated record.